Molecule: messenger RNA, 2169 nt
Organism: Funneliformis caledonium
Lineage: Eukaryota; Fungi; Glomeromycota; Glomeromycetes; Glomerales; Glomeraceae
Source: the annotation of a GenBank genome assembly
AUGUUUGCGGUUACAGACAAUGCCGGUAAAUGCCAUUUAAUUGGCAUCGACCAAACCGCAUCAUAUGAAAAAUUUCAGGAUCGAGCUAUUCAUGGGCAAAAAUUCAGAAGCGACUAUGAUGAUUACGAGGAAUACACUUUUGACGAAGAAAGAAGAGUUUUAAUUAACGUUAAUUCAGGGACUCCGCAGAAUUCAAGUAUUCCUCGUGAAGUAGUAAAUUGGGGAGGUGCUCCUUAUCCCAAACAAACAACUCAAAGUCAUCUUAAGGCUAUCAGUACUGGUAUUCCUGAAGUACAAGAAUGGCAAGAAGAUAAUUGGAAGAGAGAUAUUCUCGUCGAAGAGGUCGAAGAAAUCAAGUAUGGAAGUCUCGUCAAACAUCUUAUGGACAAGAAAGAUGUGACCAAACGAAGAAGAAGAAUUAUCAUUGAAGAUGAGUACGAGUAUGUUGACCCCGUUUUACUUGACGAAACAAGCUUCCCACUACAAGACGAUAGCGAUGAUGAAGAUUAUAUUCCUGGCCUUUCUGAUCGUGAAGGAACUCCUGAUAGCACCGAAGAAAUUGACUUUAUGGAAAUUGACACAAUUCCAAUAUCCGUCGUAAAUUCUCCUGACUUGGACAGUGAUUAUGGAGUCAAGACAAGAAGACAAAAGAAAGCCGAAAAAAAGGCACAGAAAGACAGACGUUUUGCUGCAGGCGGCGUUUCGAGUACCAAUCAUAAAAAUAAGAAGAAAAGGAAGCGUUCUCGUGUCGAAUUAUCUGAUGGCGAGAAUGAUGAGUAUGUGGAACCAAGUAAUGACUACGGUAUUGCGGGUCCAAGUUCACGUCCUUUGAGACGUGUCAAAAGACGUAUAAAUUAUGGAGAAAGCGAAACUACUUCUUCAGAAGAAGAUAGCUUUAUAGAAAAUGAUCACGCUUCAUUUGAUACUAGUAGUAGACGUGCUAGAACACCAAAGUCACCAAGCGGUUCGGAAUAUCAAGAGGAUUCAGAGCAAGAAGAAUCGCAAAAUAAUAUUGAUUCUCCUUAUGUUGUAUCCUCGUCACAACAUGAAGUGUCACCAUGUGAAGAUACACAUGGAAAUUAUGGAGGUGAUGAUGAAAGUUUUAUGGAAGACGAUCUUGAACAAGAUUAUGAGAAAUUGGGAGGUUCGGGAGGUUCGGAACAAGUUAGGGCGACACUUUCAGAUUCAAUGGAUACCGCAUAUCCAGAAGAUGAUACUCGUCCAGAAUGGAUUAAAAUGAUUAGACCACAAGCAUCUCCGUAUCACCCUCAGAUUGGGGAUGUUAUUAUUUAUUUCAUAAACGGGCAUAAAGAAAUGCUUCGAAGGUGUUAUCAUGAUGCAGACAAUUCUGUUUUACUUCAAACUUUGGGACCUGGUGAUCCAACACUUCAUAAGGAUCACGCGUGGAAUAGGUCGUCAACUUAUAAAAAAGCUAUAGACAAUAUCUUAUAUUGUCUCAUUGAUGAUGUUGAAUGGACUCGAGGAGACAAAAAUAAACCUUUUGUAAAGAUUACAGCAAAAACAUUGAAUCUUCAAGAUUAUCAAAACAAUAACCAACUUUUGCCGAUAGAUCCCGUACUAGGAAUUGACGAAAAAGUAUUUGCUACAUAUGAUAAUACACCAUAUUCUGGGACUAUUGUUCAAAUAAACAAAGAUAAAACAGCUAACGACUGGUCUCCAUGGCAAACUUACACAGUUAAUUGGGACGAACCUAAUGAUCCAGAAAAUACUCAAGACACAUUACAUAGCUGGGAAUUGAAACGUGAAAAUGAACAAGAUUUGGUCGAUAGUAAAACUUAUGGAGAAGAAGAUAAAAUGACCAUGAGUAAUAUCAUUUCUGAACUUAUUAACGAAGUUGAUUUCGAUUGGUUUGUAAAUCACGUCAACUUCACUGAAAUAAUUGAUUAUCUUCCAAAAAUUCCAUAUCCGAUGUGCCUUCGAAUGAUUGAAGCACGUAUACAAAACAAUUGGUAUCGCUCUUUAAGGGCGAUCAAGGCAGACAUUGAUUUAAUACAUUGGAAUGCAACAAAUUAUAAUGAAUCAGGAACCGAAAUUCCUUUGGCGGCAAAUAAACUACUUAAUCAAUUUAAACGUCUUACUGAACGGUAUUAUAUUUACAAAAAAAUUCAAGAAGAAUUGCCAAGCUACAUUAAAUCAAUAAAAAAAUAA